AUGACUCCCCUCAAUACUUCUCGUCCCUCUCCUGUCACCUUCUUGCUGAUGGGCAUCCCAGGACUAGAGCACCUGCAUGUCUGGAUUGGGCUUCCCUUCUGCUCCUUGUACAUAGUGGCUGUGGUGGGGAACGUGACCAUCCUGGCUGUGGUGAGGGCAGAGCGAAGCCUCCACGAGCCCAUGUUCCUCUUUCUGUGCAUGUUGUCGGUCACCGACCUCGUCCUCUCCACGUCUACGCUGCCCCGCAUGCUCUGCCUCUUCUGGCUUGGAGCCCAUGACAUCGCCUUUGAUGCCUGCUUGGCCCAAAUGUUCUUCAUCCACAGCUUUACUGCCAUGGAAUCAGGCUUCUUUUUGGCCAUGGCCACUGACCGUUAUGUGGCCAUUUGUCACCCACUGCGCCACACCACCAUUCUCACCCAUGCUCACAUCACUAUAAUGGGAAUCAUUGUGGUGAUUCGGGGUAUAGCUUUCUUUUCUCCACAUCCCAUCCUGCUCAAACGGCUGCCCUACUGCAGGACUCGAAUAAUUGCCCACACCUACUGUGAGUUCAUGGCUGUGGUGAAGCUCGCCUGUGUGGACACAGGCGCCACCAAGCGUUACAGCCUCAGUAUGGCUACAAUCAUUGGCUCGUGCGAUGCCAUUCUUAUUGCUGUAUCCUAUGCCUUCAUUCUGCGCUCUGUAUUCCGCCUGCCAACCCGAGAAGCUAGCCUUAAGGCUUUAGGCACGUGUGGAUCCCACGUCUGUGUUAUUCUUGUCUUCUACUCCACAGCUGGUUUUUCCAUUUUUACUCACCGUUUUGGGAAAAAUGUGCCUGCACAUACCCAUAUUUUUAUUGCAAAUAUGUACCUUUUGGUGCCCCCUUUUCUCAACCCUAUUGUGUAUGGAGUAAGAACCAAGAAAAUACGGGAACAUGUUCUUAGGAUACUAAUGGUCACAGUUGCUUGA
This is a messenger RNA of Pteronotus mesoamericanus, 945 nucleotides long. RefSeq names its product olfactory receptor 52D1-like. Gene Ontology annotation, molecular function: G protein-coupled receptor activity; olfactory receptor activity. The transcript has a single exon. The record is from RefSeq and is a predicted model, not a curated record. Gene Ontology annotation, cellular component: plasma membrane. NCBI's taxonomy places the organism in Eukaryota, Metazoa, Chordata, Mammalia, Chiroptera, Mormoopidae. Gene Ontology annotation, biological process: G protein-coupled receptor signaling pathway. The coding region runs from base 1 to 945 and encodes 314 amino acids.